AUGAAGUACGGUCUCGAAUUACAACAGAAUAUAUUUGCACCAUGGCGAUUAUCGUAUGUAGCCUACGACAUCCUCAAACAAGAGCUGAAAUCCCGUCAACUGGAUCACGGGUGGACAGAAAGAGAUGAAGCCGAUUUCAUCCCGCUCUUGGAUAAUGAACUCACCAAAGUGUAUGAUUUCAUCAAUGCUAAACUGGCUGAAAUUGAUGCUCGUAUCCUCUAUUGCGAACGUACGAUCCAAACCCUCCAAAAGAAUCCCAAUAUGGCUUCGGAAUCCAACUACGCCAUCAUGGACGAAGCGCUUACAGAAAUCUUAUUCGAUGUCAAUGAUUUGUCUCGAUUCACCCGUGUCAACUUUACAGCCAUCCAAAAAAUCCUUAAAAAGCACGACAAAUGGACAGGUCUGAAUUUAAAGCAAGAUUACGUAAAACGAUUAAGGGAGAAACCGUUGGAUAAGCAACGGUUUGAUAUCGCCAUUGUGUAUAUUUCCGCCCUCCAUGACAUCUGUCGCAACCGGGGUCGACAGUCGCCUGGUAACCCUGCCUCUGGAGGCGAUCAAAAUGCCUUUGAACGGGCUACAGCCAAAUAUUGGAUUCAUCCCGACAACAUUACCGAAGUGAAGGCCAUCAUCAUGCUGCAUUUACCAGUAUUAAUUUUCAACAAGGCCAAAAAAUGGGAACCGUCCGAUUCCGCUAUUUCCAGCGUUUACUUUGAUAACCGGAACUUUGAUUUGUACACUGGCCGUCUGCAACGAGAUGAAGGUGCAGAAGCCAUUCGGUUCCGAUGGUACGGUCCCAUGGAUACGCCGAGCGCCUUCAUCGAAAGAAAGACGCAUCACGCACCUUGGUUGAAUGGGGCAUCGGUCAAGGAUCGAUUCAAACUGGAGGCAUCACAGAUCAAUAAUUUUAUGGCGGGAACCUAUACGGCCGAUCAUCUGGUGAACGAUUUACGGAAAACGGGUGCGGACGAAACAUUUAUCAAUGACAGCCGGUUCAUCGCUCACGGUGUGCAAACGUCGUUCCGCGAGAAGCAGCUGGAGCCAAUGUUACGCGUAUUUUACAACCGUACGGCUUUCCAGUUACCGGACGACCAGAAACUGCGAAUCUCCUUGGAUACCAACCUUACUUUUAUUCGUGAAGAUCAUUUGGACGAGACUUUCCGUCGUCAUCCUUCGCACAACUGGCGACGUAACGACGUCGGCAUCGAUUAUCCAUUCCAUUACAUCAAUGAAUCGGACGUUCUCCGUUUCCCUUAUGCUGUUCUCGAAACGAAGCUGCAAACACAUUUGGGCCAGGAACCACCGCAGUGGCUUACUUCGUUAAUCGAAUCUCAUCUAGUGCAUGAAGUACCCCGGUUUUCUAAAUACUUGCAUGGUGCAUGUCACUUUUACCGCGAACGAUUACCCCUUCUGCCCUGGUGGUUGGCAGAAAUGAAUGUGGACAUUCGAAAACCACGGGCGGAGAAUAUCGGUCUCACACGUUCACGUAGUUUCAAGCCACUCAUUGACGGCCGUUACCGUCGUGCAAUGAUUGAAGAAAAGGAACGCAAGAACCAGCAAGCAGUGGUCCAAGGCAGUCGUCGCAGUAGUUCAGCUGGCGACCGAUCUUCUGGUACAGCGUACUCCAAGGGUCAAGAGUUCACGGCCAUCGAUGUCAAGUCGUCGGCCACUAUCCAAGGCGAAGGGCCGCCUGUACCUGAAAAGCCAAAACACACGUCUUCGUUGCUUCCUCCCCGUCUGAGCUAUUUCUUCAGUGGCGAGCGAUUCUUUUCAAAUCAACGUCGUAGUUCGGGCGUCUCUCGAGGCGUGUUCUCGUCUCGACGCAAGAGCGGUUCAGAGACGGCCUUGGACGAAGAAGACGCUCCUCCUCGACGUUUCAAGACAAAGGUCCGCGUCGAGCCCAAGGUGUUCUUUGCCAACGAACGUACUUUUAUCAGUUGGUUACAAUUUUGUGCAUUGCUCCUGACGGUAGCUCUGAGCUUGCUCAAUUUUGGUGAUGAUAUUUCACGUGCUGUGGGUGGUGUGUUUAUCGGAUUAGCUGCCGCUAUUGCCAUUUACGCGCUGUAUCGAUUUGAGAAGCGAGCUUGGAUGAUCAACCAUCGUAUCGACGGCCGAUACGACGAUCUCUGGGGACCCGCCGUUCUGUGUGUAUUGUUGGUGAUGGCUCUCGUGGUCAACUUUUAUCUGCGUUUCAGAUAG
Messenger RNA from Radiomyces spectabilis, 2196 nucleotides. RefSeq names its product VTC domain-containing protein. Bases 1 to 2196 code for a protein of 731 amino acids. The transcript is spliced from 3 exons. The record is from RefSeq and is a predicted model, not a curated record. Lineage: Eukaryota; Fungi; Mucoromycota; Mucoromycetes; Mucorales; Radiomycetaceae. Gene Ontology annotation, cellular component: fungal-type vacuole membrane; vacuolar transporter chaperone complex.